AUGUCCUCCAUACAGCCGUGUUCGACACUGGCACGCCGGGCCUUGAGUCGACAUACGGCAUUGAAAUGUCAAUGCCAUCGUCAAUAUCUGGGCGCAGUGCGGUCCUUCUCCGUGCUGAAUCGGCCGCCGCCCAACUAUCCCGGCCAUGUUCCGUUGACAACCAUUGAACGAAGUGCCCUCGCUAUAGGGUCGGCUUUUGGGUCUCUCGUCAAUCCUAGGAGAGGAGCUAUUAAAGAUCUCAUCGCCGCCCUCGGCGAAGCAACUGCAACACCAUACUUUAUAUACCGCCUCCGCGACGCCAUGCUAUCGAAUCCCACCGGCCGCCGCAUCCUCCGAGACCGACCGCGCAUAUCCUCCGAUACACUCUCCCUCCCUUAUCUGCGCAGCUUACCGGACAACUCCGUGGGACGCACGUACGCCAUGUGGCUGGACCGCGAGGGCGUUUCGCCAGACACCCGCGACACUGUGCAAUACAUUGACGACGAGGAAUGCGCUUACGUGAUGCAACGGUACCGCGAAUGCCACGAUUUCUACCACGCCGUGACGGGGUUGCCGACCAUGGUCGAGGGCGAGUUGGCAUUGAAGGCGUUUGAGUUUUUGAAUACGGUGCUGCCCAUGACAGCGCUCAGUUUGGCGGCCGUGGUAAGGCUGAAACGCGCAGAGAGAGAACGGCUGUUUGCGUUGCAUUUGCCCUGGGCAGUGCGUAGUGGGUUGGGCAGUGAGGAGUUGAUUAAUGUAUAUUGGGAAGAGCAGUUGGAGCGCAAUGUGGAUGAGUUGCGCGCCGAGUUGAAUAUUGAGGCACCGCCGGAUUUGAGGCAGAUACGACGCAUGGUUCGGCAGCAGGAAAAGGCAGAACGGGAGAAGAGGGCUGCCAAAGGCACUCAGUGA
Molecule: messenger RNA, 888 nt
Organism: Talaromyces rugulosus
Lineage: Eukaryota; Fungi; Ascomycota; Eurotiomycetes; Eurotiales; Trichocomaceae
Exons: 2
Coding region: 1-888 (295 amino acids)
Biological process (GO): ubiquinone biosynthetic process
Cellular component (GO): mitochondrial inner membrane; mitochondrion
Source: RefSeq, a predicted model, not a curated record